This is a messenger RNA of Nestor notabilis (Kea), 2505 nucleotides long. It is a transcript of the gene PCDH8, whose product is annotated as protocadherin 8. The annotation marks the transcript as partial. Gene Ontology annotation, molecular function: calcium ion binding. Gene Ontology annotation, cellular component: plasma membrane. Lineage: Eukaryota; Metazoa; Chordata; Aves; Psittaciformes; Psittacidae. The record is from RefSeq and is a predicted model, not a curated record. The transcript is spliced from 4 exons. Gene Ontology annotation, biological process: homophilic cell-cell adhesion.
GGUGUGGCCUACGUGAGCGAGGCGGCGGCCAGCGAGAGCUUCGUGGCCCUCGUCAGUGCCUCAGACCGUGACUCAGGUGCCAACGGGCAGGUGCGCUGCAGCCUCCGUGGCCACGACCACUUUGCCCUGCAGCGAGCCUACGAGGACAGCUACAUGAUCAUCACCACAGCAGCGCUGGACCGAGAGCGCAUCCCCGAGUACAACCUCACUGUGGUGGCUGAGGACCUGGGCUCACCACCCUUCAAGACCGUCCGGCAGUACACAGUGCGCGUGAGCGAUGAGAAUGACAAUGCACCGCUCUUUGCCAAGCCCCUCUACGAGGUGGCCGUGCCAGAGAACAACCCACCAGGUGCCUACAUCACCACCGUGGUGGCCCGUGACCCCGAUCUUGGCCACAACGGUAAGGUCACCUACAGGCUCUUGGAGACACAGGUCAUGGGGGCCCCCAUCUCUACCUACGUAUCGGUGGAUCCUGCCACCGGGUCCAGCAGCGCCCUUGUCAAAGUAAGGAUGGUGGACCAGAAUGACAACCCUCCUGUCAUCAUCCACCCAGUGCUCACCAACGGGACAGCAGAAAUUGGCGUGUCCAGCAAGACCUCUCGUGACUCCCUGGUGGCCCAGAUCAAAGCUCGAGAUGCAGAUGAUGGGGCCAAUGCCGAGCUCACAUUCGCCUUUCUGGAAGAGCCCCAGCAGGACCUCUUCACCAUCAACCCAACCACUGGGGACAUUGUGCUGAGGGGCGACCUCUCUGAAGACCUGGGGCAGCUGUUCAAGGUCAUUCUCACUGUGACGGACAAUGGCAAGCCCCCCCUGGCCACGACAGCCACGGUCAAUUUUCUGGUGACUGCCACUGCUCCUUCCAGUAUGCAGGAGAUAGCCAAGCCCAGCUCCUGGGAAGGAAAGGCUUUGCAGUGGGAUAUCCCUCUGAUCGUGAUCAUCGUCCUGGCAGGCAGCUGCACCCUCCUCCUGGUGGCCAUCAUCACCAUCGCCACCACCUGCAACAGGCGCAAGAAGGGGAAUGAGAUCAAAAACAACUCAUCCUUGAAGGACCAGAUAGACAUCUCCCACCUGGAGAAGGGCCAUCAGGAGGAGGGCAGCCAGAGGGGGAAUGUGUUUGAGGUACGAACCUUUCCCAGCAAAACCUCUUUCACCAGCCCCGACCCUUCUCCAGCUGCCAAAGAGAUCUCCACUACUGAGAGCAGCAGCGACAGCACUUGCCUCUACGAGAGUCAGAAGAGGCUGAGAGGACCAAGUGGGGAGCAGGGUUUCACUGCCACUCCGAGCUACGGCAAGGAGCCUGCUCCCCCUGUGGCCAUUUGGAAGGGGCAUUCAUUCAACACCAUCUCCGGCCGAGAGGCAGAGAAGUUCAGUGGCAAAGACAGCGGCAAAGGCGACAGCGAUUUCAAUGACAGCGACUCGGAUAUCAGCGGAGAUGCCCUGAAGAAGGAUCUCAUCACACACAUGCAGAACGGUCUGUGGGCAUGCACAGCCGAGUGCAAGAUCCUGGGCCACUCAGACCGCUGCUGGAGCCCCUCCUGCGGCCGAGCCAACCCUCACCCCUCUCCCCAUCCCUCGGCACCCCUCUCCACCUUCUGCAAGAGCACGUCCCUGCCCAGGGAUCCUCUGCGCAGGGACAACUUUUACCAAGCCCAGCUGCCCAAAACAGUGGGGCUUCAGAGCGUGUAUGAGAAAGUGCUGCACAGGGACUUUGACCGGACGAUCACACUGCUCUCCCCACCGCGCCCCGCACGGCUCCCCGACCUACAGGAGAUCGGGGUGCCCCUCUACCCAGCCCCCUCCAAUAGAUACCUGGGUCCCCAGACGGACACAGCUGAGAAAGUGUAGCCCAACACGCUCCCCACCCGAGUGCACGACGUCCCUGUGCGCACACGACUAGGUCACUCCUGAGAGCCUUUAAGUUAUUGACCAGAUCUGGUGUCGAACGUGUAAAUAUGCAAGAUGUGCCUUAAAGAUGAAGUUGUUGGGAAAGAUUUCCAAUCACAUCAGUACUGUUUGAUAUUUGCAAACAAAAAAGAAUUGUUUGUAGUUAAUGUAAUUUUUAUGAAAUGUGCAGUAUUUAAAUUUUUUUCAUGUUUUCUACAUUGAGGGGUUUUGUUUGUUUGUUUUUGGUUUACCCAUGGCCUGCCAUUUUUUUGUAGUGUUUUUAACCUGUACAUUGUGUAAUGUAAUGUUUGUACAUAAUGAAAAUUGGUUAUAUUUUUAUAUAAUAAAAGCUUAAAAUGGGAAUUCUUGCCAAAGGAACUGUCUGAAAGACACAAUAGUAAUUAAUAAUAAUAUCCUGAAUAUGUAGAACCUUGUAAGGGAAAUUCCUCUUUCUUGGUGUAAUAAUAAUCUAAGCAACCCAGUGUACUGAGAAGUUUGCCUUGCCAAAUGUGACUUGUGUUUCUUCAGUCUGUGGUCAAGUUAAAUGUUAUUUAAUUGCCUUUGGUUCCUGUAAUCUCUGUCACUGAUAAACACUAAUAAAGGUUUUGUGAUGUGUCGGAG